Xyrichtys novacula (pearly razorfish) is the source of this 489-nucleotide messenger RNA. The record is from the annotation of a GenBank genome assembly. NCBI's taxonomy places the organism in Eukaryota, Metazoa, Chordata, Actinopteri, Labriformes, Labridae.
AUGCUGCUGCUCCUCUUCUUGUCUGCUCUGGCUCUGGGUUCUCUGCCUCCUUCACAUGGCCAACAACCACAGCUACAGACCGGCAACUGUGACACAUCCUGGUUUGACUACCACGGCCGCUGCUACAAAUACGUGGCCACACCAAUGACCUGGGCUGACGCUGAGCUCCACUGUGUGUCAGUGGGAACCAACCUGGUGUCUAUUCACAACCUGGGGGAGCAGAAAUUCAUCGAAACUCUGAUCAGAAACUUCGACCCUGCUGGAGGAUGGACCUGGAUCGGACUCAGUGACAUCCACAAGGAAGGGCACUGGAUGUGGUCGGAUGGAUCUGCAGCGAAGUUCUCCUACUGGUUAGGAGGGCAGCCUGAUAAUGCUGGAAGUAACGAACACUGUGUACACCAGCACAACGGAGAAGAACUAAAGUGGAAUGACUUGCCGUGCUCUAGACCGUUGGCUUUUGUUUGUGCAUCUCGUAACAUUUGCCCUUAA